Oryza sativa Japonica Group (Japanese rice) is the source of this 2376-nucleotide messenger RNA. Lineage: Eukaryota; Viridiplantae; Streptophyta; Magnoliopsida; Poales; Poaceae. The record is from RefSeq and is a predicted model, not a curated record.
AUGGCAGGUAACGAAGGUGAGAAGAGUCCCCAGGAUUUUGCUGACUGUGUCAGUCAAGAGCAACUACGAACUCUCCAAGAAAAUACUCAAAAGGGUAUCACGGAGGCCGUUGCAAAGUCUGUCCAAGAUGCCUUCACUAAAAUCGGUUUCCUGAACCACAUGGAGAGGUUGGACAAGCGGAUAUCCACGCUAACUGAUCGGGUUGCCGCGUUGGAGACACCUUCCAAUGAGGAAGUGAGUGGUGACGACGAUGCUCAUCCUGAAGACACGGUGUAUGAUUCGAGUGGCUAUAUUGACGGACCAGCUACAAGGCAAGCACGGCUACGACGUCGCCUAGGCACAAACCGCACAGUAGAACAAAAGUUUAAUGCCCACCUUGUACCUGAGCAACAUAGAGUUAGACAAGUCAGUAGUGAGUUCAAGGAUUUUACUAUCAUGUGGUGGGCUGGGUUAUCUGAUGAGGGGGUACUACCUACUACUUGGGAAGAACUUAAGGUAGCUAUGCGCGAUAGGUUUGUUCCUCCAUCUUAUCAUAGAGACUUACGCAAGAAAUUGAUGCGUUUGGAACAAGGGGAUAAAUCUGUACAGGAUUACUAUGGUGAGCUACAAAAGGGUGUCAGACGCUGUGGCAUAGUGGAGGGGGUCGAGGAUGCUAUUUGUCGUUUUUAUUCUGGUUUGAGGGAGGAAAUUCAGAACAUUGUUGAUUGUAAGGAAUUUAACUCUGUCAACCAGUUGUUUCAGUUUGCUAUACUUGCAGAGAAGGAAUUGCAGGGGCGUGAGCAGCAGGGCAAGAACAAGGCGAGCAUGUACACUCUGUGCACGACGCCAUCUGUGGGACUGCCCAAGGCCGUCUCUUUUCGGGCGCUGUCCCAGCCAGUGAGCAAGCGACCAGCUGCAUUCGGAGCUUCUGCAACACCAAAACCAUCUCCACCACGACCAGCAGAGUCAGGUAAAAGUUCUUCGCAGGUACCCGCCAAGAGUGCCUCAUCUGUUGCCUCGACGGGACGCAUUCAGUGCCACCGUUGCCAAGGGUUUGGGCAUGUGCAGAAAGAUUGCCCUAGUCAACGGGCAUAUGUUGUUACAGAAGAUGGCUACAUCACCACCUCCGAUGUGGAAGAGGAAGAGGAGGAAGAAGAAGUUGAGGAUGAGGAUGGCGAAGUCUUUGGUCGUGAUGACACAAUGGCCUACAGGACCAUCAUUGUGCAGCGGGUGCUCAGCACGCAGGUGCAGCAGUCUGAGAGGUUGCAAUGCCAUAAUUUGUUUCAGAUUUUCUUCAUCAUCAACAAUCGUCGUGCACGUGUGAUCAUUGAUGGAGAUUCUGUUGAUUGUGAUGUGGUUCCUAUGCAAGCUUGUUCACUUUUGUUGGGUCGUCCUUGGGAACAUGAUAAUGAUGCUACACACCAUGAAGCUGAUAAAGAACGAGCUGCUAGUUUGAAACUUGAUGAAUCUGAAAAUCAGCAAGUGGCUAAAUCUGUUUUUCCACCUAAAAAGGAUAAGCUUUCACCUAGUUCUAAGGAGUAUGAGGAUGUAUUUCCAGCUGAGAUACCCCCGGGAUUGCCACCUAUGAGAGGGAUAGAGCAUCAAAUUGAUUUGAUUCCAGGAGCAUCAUUGCCAAACCGUGCUGCUUAUCGAACCAACCCAGAGGAGACUAAGGAAAUUCAGCGACAAGUUCAAGAUCUUUUGGACCGUGGCAAGUCUUUGGAUGAACACAUGGAUCAUUUACGUGCUGUUUUUAAUGCUCUACGCGAUGCACGUUUGUUUGCUAACCUUGAAAAGUGCAUCUUUUGCACGGAACGAGUUUCAUUUCUUGGAUAUAUUGUUACUCCACAGGGAAUUGAGGUGGAUGAGAUGAAAAUUAAAGCCAUAAAGAGUUGGCCGGUUCCCCAAACCAUCACACAGGUGAGGAGUUUUCUUGGUCUUGCAGGAUUCUAUCAUCGUUUCGUCAAAGAUUUUAGUACCUUUGCUGCACCAUUGAAUGAGUUGACGAAGAAAGGGGUGGUCUUCCAUUGGGGAAAGACACAGGAGAAGUUGUUUGACACUUUGAAGGACAAGCUUACACACGCACCAUUGCUACAACUUCCAAACUUUGGUAAGACUUUUGAGUUAGAAUGUGAUGCUAGUGGAGUUGGCAUUGGAGGUGUGUUGAUGCAAGAUGGUAAGCCUCUUGCAUAUUUUAGCAAGAAGUUGCAUGGUCCUGUUUUGAAUUAUUCCACGUAUGAUAAGGAAUUGUAUGCUCUUGAAGCGCAUGGAGGAGGGUUGAUGGGACAUUUUGGAGCUAAGAAGACGAAAGAUGUUUUGGCCUUACAUUUCUUUUGGCCAAGGAUGAGAAAAGAUGUUGAGAGAUAUUUCUAUGGACUUUGUUUUGGGAUUGCCUAG